AUAAUAAAAUGAAAUGAAUUUUUUUUUUUAGCAAACUAAAAUGAAUUUUAGAAAUUGAAUUCAACGGAAAUUAAUUUUCAUGUUGAACCAUACAAAGUCAAUUCAACGGAAAUGAAUUUCCUUGUUCAAUGAAACGAGUGUGAGUCGUGAGCAUAGAAAGCACGCACCACGCAGUUGAAUCGGAUUCACUUUCAAACAGAGCGAAAAUGGUGAAAAAACUUGUACCGGACCCUCCGAACCUCAAGAAAUACGGUGUUCCUUUAUACUCCGUUGCUUGGGUUCCCAAAACCGUUCUCAAAUCGAUCCAAAAUGUAACCGCCGAUGAUUCCUCCGACGCCGAUCAUAAACCUUUGCCGGAGACGGCACAACCUGACGAAGGGAAGUACCUUGUGUUCGCCGGUGGCGGUGGACAGGGACGCAGCGGUAUACCUAAUUCUGUGUUGCUCGCAUAUUUCGAUGUUGCGUCCGUUUCUCUCUCUGAUUCACCGGUGUAUAAGCUAGGAACUAAUUCCGAGUUGCCUUAUAGAAUGACAGUUCAUCCCAAUGGAGAUGGCAUUAUUUGUGCGAUGGAAACGCCAAAGAGUUGCAGAUGGUUUGACUGGGAUCAAAACGAGACUGCUGAAAUUCACAAGUUGGGUCUGAAAGUGUCAGAGAAAGUGCUCACCGAGUUGGAUAAUGUUGGACUACAGUUAGCAUUGGCAUUUGACAAUGAUGGUACUACACUAGCAGCUGGUGGAGAGGACGGCAGUCUAAGGGUUUUCAAGUGGCCUAGCAUGGAAACUAUUAUCAACGAGUCUAAUGCUCAUUCUACUGUAAAGGAUUUGCAUUUCAGUUUUGAUGGCAAGUUGAUUGUCUCUUUGGGAGGUGGUGGCCCUUGCAGGGUUUGGGACGUUUCUUCAGCAAUAGCUUUGGCUACUCUAGCAAAUGAAAAUCGUGAAAUUUUUAGCUCUUGCAGAUUUUCCCAAAUAAAUGACGGGACUCGAGUUUUAUAUAUUGUUGCCGGGACAGAAAAAGGUGGAAGCAUCGUGACCUGGAAUACACAAACAUGGGAAAGGAUUAGUUCAAAGCUUAUUUCGCGUGAUACGAUAUGUGCAUUCAAUGUCUCAGCUGAUGGAAAAUUUCUGGCAUGCGGAACACCUUCUGGAGAGAUUGUAAUUGUAAAUUCAACAAAUAUGCACAUUCAUACAAAGAUAAAAAAUGCUCACCUUGGCAUAAUAACUGCUUUAGCUUUUUCCCCUGAUUCAAGGUUUGGAGUUUUUUUUUUCCUGCCAAAAUUUACUGUUUAUGGCUUUAUGCCCUGUUUGAAGGUAUUUUUAGUCAUAAUUGUGGGUUCUGUAUUCAGGGCAUUGGCUUCUGUAUCCUUGGAUUCAAGUGCAAAGGUAACAGUAAUUGAAGAGAAGAAAAAUGGAGGGCUGAGCUUGUGGUUUGCAAUACUUAUCAUCCUACUUGCAGUAGCUGCUUACUUCCUGAAGGUUGAAGGAAUUGAAAAGUUAAGGCUUCAAUAUUGGUAGCUAACAUCUUUAAAAAUAUUACUGCUUACCUUUGAAGCAUUUCCAUUUUUGGGGGGAUUUACAGAUACUUAUUUCAUAAUUUUCAUCAUUCUAAGUUGUUUUUCCAUCUGAUAUUCACCCUCUCACUAGUGCUGUGUAGAUUGUAUAAUUAUGGUGUUAAAUUGUUAUGAAAUAUCUUAUGGGAUGGUUCAAUCACGAAUUAAAUUGUUUUGGAUAUCUAUAUCUAUUUGGUGUCAUAAUUUUCAUG
This is a messenger RNA of Trifolium pratense (red clover), 1758 nucleotides long. Its product is annotated as SEC12-like protein 2. The transcript has 9 exons. Gene Ontology annotation, biological process: protein secretion. Gene Ontology annotation, molecular function: GTPase activator activity; guanyl-nucleotide exchange factor activity; protein binding. Lineage: Eukaryota; Viridiplantae; Streptophyta; Magnoliopsida; Fabales; Fabaceae. The record is from RefSeq and is a predicted model, not a curated record. Gene Ontology annotation, cellular component: endoplasmic reticulum membrane. The coding region runs from base 207 to 1511 and encodes 434 amino acids.